CUCGCGAAAAUCCUACGCGCACCACGUAGCCCGUCGCGCACCCGGCACCGCACAGCCAGUAGCCUCAGCGGCACAGCGACGACCGACCUGUGGGCACGUCAUUAGCGGUUAUUAUUUUUAUUUUUUUUCGUUUUAGUUUUCGUUUUCACGCCCGGGCCGUCUAGUUUCGUUAUUGUUAUUGUUAUUAUUAUUAUUAUUGUCAUUAUUGUUAUUAUUUAAAAAUAAAAAAUUACGAUUUAAAAUAAUUAUUACUCGUACCGCAAGCGUCGACGCGUGUGCCACCGCCGCUCGUUUACGAAUCCACUGCCGGUUCGUACGCCUGGAAUAAAUUUCGCUCUACCGUUCCCGUCGCGCGACACGAGUAGGAAAAAUUUUAAAAGCCCGUCGUCGUCCGCGUGACGUUUUCGAUCGGUCUCCCGCGUCGCCAGCGGUCCGCGCGCGUCACAUCCGAAGACAUGAAACGACCGCGGCGAUCGUGACUCAGCACGGCAGGGCGUCUCGCGAUUGUGUAAAUGGUGUUUGCGUCCAGGGCACUGUGAUAUGUUUGCGGUUGACACGUGGACGACGACGACGGAGGAGGUGGCUUGCCCGGGCCAGCAUGAGCAUGAGAUGCGGGCUACAGACACUGCUUGAGGCUGCCCGAUUCGUCGAGUUACAGGAAGAGUUCGAAAAACAACAGUUGGUCACCUUACAUGCAGCCGAAGAACCGUUGUUGAGUAACAAGGAUGCUGGUUACCAUCCUACCUCGGUGACAUUGCCCAGUUCCGAUCUACCGGCGUCGUUGAACCACAUCGAACCGCCGAUUACGCCACCGAGGCAACAACAGCAGUCGCAGCAACAGCUACACCAGCAAGCCACCCCCGUCGCACUACAACAGCAGCACCCACAACAGCUACAGCUGCAGCUACACCAGCCGCAGCAACAAACGCCACAACAACAACAACAACUGCAACUACAACUACAUCAGCCGGUACAGCAACACCACGCCGUAUAUAAGCCCGCUGUUACCGCCACCGCCGUUGCAGUAACCGCCGCCAACAACAACAACAACACUACCGCCGUUGCCCUAGUCAACAGCCACGACGAAAAUGUCGCCGCAUUGUCUUUGGCGCAGGAACUCAAAAGACGCACCGGAUCUGGCACCAGAGAAGUGCAUAACAAAUUGGAGAAGAACCGUCGUGCGCACCUUAAAGAAUGUUUCGAGCUGCUCAAGAAACAAGUACCGGCAUCUCAAGACGAGAAAAAGACUUCGAACCUGAGUAUACUCAGGAGCGCAAUCCGGUAUAUUCAGGUGUUGAGGCGUCGAGAGAGAGAGCUGGAGCAUGAGAUGGAAAGACUGGCCAGAGAAAAGAUUUGGGCUCAACAGAGGCACGCGUCUCUCAAGAAAGAACUAGCAGCCAAAUGGGAUCACAUCGAUUUCAGCAAGCUGUUGCCGGACUUGCCGCCCGACGUGACGACCAGGAAGACCACUAUAGCCGCCACAAGUAUAAACGGAGAUUUCGAGACGGAAAGGGACGCUAGUAUGGUUACUAGCGACGCGGACGACAGCAAACUCAGUGCUCUGUACAGUAGUACAUCAUCGUUGUCUAGUUCCUCCCCGCCCACGCUGCCGUUCGUCUCCGACAUUAUUCCCCAUCAGGUGCAGGUCGUCAGCACGUCUCCGAUGAUGGGGAGUACAAUUCACAUAGUUCCUCAGACCAGAAACUCGUCCUCGUUACCACCGAACGCUUUGCAACAGCAAACCCUCACGUUUGUUCAUCACAAAGAUGCUCUCAAUCAACACGAUGGUACUACUCAAGCAGUAUUGACCAAGGUGUCAAAUGGUUCGUUUACUUUGUAUGGCGACCCAAAACUUACGCCCAAUUGUUCCAAAAUGUCUCUUGCAGGCAUAAAGAUUGGCACCAGUGUGAUAGAUCAUUCCAACAACACAGCGUCCGCACCAAUCAGACUAUUGCAGAAUAAUAUCAUAGCGGCACAAACUUCAGUGGUGAACAGAGGACAGCCAACUCCAAAUCACGUCAUAACUCGGCCGUUACUCCUAACUCAUCACCAUACUAAUAAUUCUGCUCCAGCUCAUCUAGUACUAUCUACAGCUUCUUCUAAGGCAGUGACAAUUCCAAAUCAGCAAUUACCACCACUGUCAAAUGGCCAUCUUAUAGUCAAGCCGAGUGCGAUGGUAGUUAUGAACAGCUCACAGCCAAAAUCGCAUCAUUCCGGCCACAAAGCAUAGCAUUCACCGAUCCUUAUAUUAAAUUAUAUAAACUAUUGUACAAUAAUACUAAUUUUUUUGGGGUUUUUGGUAAUAACAGCGUAUAAAAUAGUUUUAAUAACAGUUAAAAAAAAAAAAAACACUAUUUGUACCAUGUAAUAUUUAUAUAGACUA
This is a messenger RNA of Rhopalosiphum maidis (corn leaf aphid), 2383 nucleotides long. RefSeq names its product max-binding protein MNT-like. The transcript has 9 exons. Gene Ontology annotation, biological process: regulation of transcription by RNA polymerase II. The record is from RefSeq and is a predicted model, not a curated record. Lineage: Eukaryota; Metazoa; Arthropoda; Insecta; Hemiptera; Aphididae. Gene Ontology annotation, molecular function: RNA polymerase II cis-regulatory region sequence-specific DNA binding; DNA-binding transcription factor activity, RNA polymerase II-specific; protein dimerization activity. The coding region runs from base 599 to 2230 and encodes 543 amino acids.